AUGUUUUUGGUUUCGAAAGAGCUCACUCUCUUCGGCGUGUUCGACGGACACGGCAAAUUCGGACACCAAAUCAGUCAGUACGUGCAACAGACGCUCCCGCUGCUGCUCAUCCAGCACUUGGCCUCGACCAAACGCGUUGAGCAAGCGCUCGCGAUGGCUUUCUACGAAAUGCAGCACCUUGUUGAAGAAGUAUCUGACCCGAUUGGCGUCACUUACAAACCUGACAUCUCGCACUACGAACUUGACGCCGACGACGAGUUUCUGAUCCUUGCUUCAGAUGGCAUUUGGGAAUUUUUGAGCUCACAAAAUUGCGCGGAUCUGCUGGCACAGUGCACGAACACGUUCAACGCGCAUGAGGUGCUAGACCUGCGCCGCUGUCUGUACACCAGCCAGCAAUACAAGUUUUACCUGCGCGAAUCGCGCCACGUAAUCUACAAGCAGUUCUUGCGCGCGUACCAGUCGAUGCACAUCGCUGAAAUGCGCGUCGAAUAG
Molecule: messenger RNA, 492 nt
Organism: Dermatophagoides pteronyssinus (European house dust mite)
Lineage: Eukaryota; Metazoa; Arthropoda; Arachnida; Sarcoptiformes; Pyroglyphidae
Source: RefSeq, a predicted model, not a curated record